UAACUCUCUUGUUUUCCUUGUCCUUAGCACGAAUUGAACUUUUUGCUAAGCUUUUCGAGAACAAGAAAGUAGACCCUUUUCUAGAUUUGCUUAAACUCUUUUUGGAUUUUAGUCCACUGUCCAAAAAUCACCAUGAACGGGAAAUGGAAAGCACCAUUUUGCACGCUGUUGGUGUUGUACUCUCUGCUUCUAUCCGCUUUAUUUCAGAGCUGCUACUCUGCCUUUCAUCUGCCUCGUCCCAUAUGGAAGAAGCAGCAGCAAAAAUCUGGUUCCUCUUUUGUGUUCCCUCUCGCUGGAAACGUAUAUCCUAAAGGGUAUUAUCAGGUGACACUUGAGGUUGGCCAACCUCCCAAACCUUACUCUCUUGAUAUAGACACUGGUAGUGACCUAACUUGGCUGCAGUGUGAUGCACCUUGUGCGAAAUGCACCCCGGCCCCUCACAGUCUUUAUAAACCAAAUAAAAAUGUUGUCAUGUGUAAGGAUCCUUUAUGCACGUCCCUUCACUGGCCCAAGAACCAUCCUUGUCAUGGCCUGGAUGAGCAAUGUGAUUAUGAGGUUGCAUAUGCAGAUCGUGGUUCAUCCUUGGGAGUGCUGGUCAAAGACAUGUUUCCACUACGAUUUACCAAUGGUAGCAUUGUUGUGCCUCAUCUAGUAUUUGGUUGUGGUUACAGUCAAGAAGUUCCAGCUUCUACUCAUCCACCUUUUACCGAUGGAAUUCUUGGUCUGGGCAAUGGAAAAUCAAGCAUUGUAUCACAAUUGAGUGGCUUGGGUCUUAUCCGAAAUGUAGUGGGUCACUGUUUAAGUGGGCAAGGUGGAGGUUUUCUUUUCUUUGGCGAUGAUAUUCUCCCCUCAUCUGGAAUUGCUUGGACACCAAUCGUGCGAAUAUCUUCCGAAAAGCACUUCUCUUUGGGACCAGCAGAGCUCUUUUUUGAUGGACAGGCCACAGGAGUGAAGGGCUUUCCUGUAAUUUUUGACAGUGGAAGUACCUUCAGUUACUUUAGUUCUGAAGCUUACGAUAUUUUGGUAUCUUCGAUAAAGAAAAACAUAAAUGCAAAGCAGCUGACUGAUGCAGUGGAUGACAAAAGCCUUCCUGUGUGCUGGAAUGGUUCCAAAUCCUUCAAAUCUGUUAAUGAUGCCACGAGCUACUUCAAGCCAUUAACACUGAGUUUUAUGAAAGCUAAGAAUGUUGAGCUUCAACUUCAGCCAGAGGCCUAUCUUAUACUUACGGAGCAUGGUAAUGUAUGCUUGGGCAUAUUGAAUGGUACAGAAGUCGGAUUAGGAAAUUAUAAUGUGAUUGGAGAUAUUUCUCUACUGGACAAAAUGGUGAUAUACGAUAAUGAGAAACAACAAGUUGGAUGGCUUCCAGCAAACUGCAACAGGCUACCUAUCAGUCGUGAUCAUGGGGAAUAUUAUUAUGAUGCAUACCCUACCAACAUGGGCAUAUUCGAACAGAUAUGUCCUGCAAAGUUUGAUUCUUCAAAACAGCAGGCAAGAAAAUAAGGUGACAAAGUGAGAAGCUAAUGCGUGCUUCGAGCCAUAUUCUGUACAUGUUGUAGAGUAACAAAUGUAAUUGGUCAGUCAUUGGGAGUACAGAUGUUUUACUGAAAUGUUCUCUAUGACUACACUAAGGAUAUAAGGUGUAUCCCAAAUACAAAUAAUGGUACAGGUCUAAUCAACGAAUCCUCUCCUGGCUUUGAGUA
This is a messenger RNA of Nicotiana tabacum (common tobacco), 1700 nucleotides long. Its product is annotated as aspartic proteinase Asp1. Lineage: Eukaryota; Viridiplantae; Streptophyta; Magnoliopsida; Solanales; Solanaceae. Gene Ontology annotation, biological process: proteolysis. Gene Ontology annotation, molecular function: aspartic-type endopeptidase activity. The record is from RefSeq and is a predicted model, not a curated record.